Messenger RNA from Eruca vesicaria subsp. sativa (arugula), 543 nucleotides. Lineage: Eukaryota; Viridiplantae; Streptophyta; Magnoliopsida; Brassicales; Brassicaceae. The record is from the annotation of a GenBank genome assembly.
UUGUUUGUCGUUGCCUGCUAUCUCCGCCGUCUCUUGAGAUUUUUUUGCGAAGAUGGUUCUUCAAAACGACAUCGAUCUGCUAAACCCACCAGCAGAGCUUGAGAAGAGGAAGCACAAGCUCAAGCGUCUUGUUCAAACUCCCAACUCAUUUUUCAUGGAUGUGAAAUGCCAAGGCUGCUUCAACAUCACUACUGUAUUCAGUCACUCGCAGACCGUUGUUGUAUGCGGAAACUGCCAGACAGUUCUAUGCCAGCCUACAGGAGGAAAAGCUAGGCUCACUGAAGGAUGCUCUUUCAGGAAGAAGUGAGAUUGAUUUGAAGCUUUGAAUCAAUCAUCAAUUCAAUCGAAAAUGUUUUUUUUUUGGAUGUUAUGAAUUUUGCUUAUCUGUUUUGAAAGAACUCGGUUGUUAUUUAGAGGAAUAAACCUUUGUUAACUUUUGGAGUUAAGUUUUUUGUCUAUUUUAAUGGUUUUCUUGCUUGGAGAUUGUCACUGGAUCACAUGGAAAACUAAGUAAAAAAAAUGUAUAUAAGAGUUUAUGAGAGA